CGCAAAAACUGUUUGUAUUGCUUUGUUCUUCGCUUUGUUUAACGUGUUUUUUUAUAAAAUAAAUAUUAGAUUGUUUCAAAUAAAAUGUAAAAAUGUCAGUUUGUUUUGUGAAAGGCUGUGAUAGUGGUACAGUUGAGAACGGUCAAAGAUGUGGAAACAAUUUGAGUUUCUUCAAACCCCGAACGGAUGAAAUGCUGCAAACCUGGUUUGCGUCAAUUAAGAGGACAGACAAAGUCAUGGGUAAAAGCCACAGAGUUUGUGAGAAACAUUUCGAAGAAUGUGACAUCGAAAGAGAAUGUACCACGAAAUUAUCAGAUGGAACAAUUCAUCGAAUCAAAAGGCAAAGAAUUGGCCUGAUGAAAAUAGCUGUCCCGUCAAAAUUAUUGUCCAAAGACAAUAUUGAUUCAAUUAAUUCUGCCGAAGAUAAAACUAUAAAUGAUUCGCAUAUUAUGAAAAGCGGAUUUAUCAAUGAACAUGGUUUUAAAGGAUUAUUAAAGAAUUAUGAUUUUAUUCGUUUACCAUCAGCCGCUUGGUGGGUACAACCCAAAGAAAGUCAUAUAAUGUGGAUUCACAUUGACGAAAAAAUUAAUUUUUCAUUAAAGAAAAUCAUUGUACAUUCGGAUAUGACAAUCGACGUAUUUUUCAACGUUAGAAAAGUAUAUACCGGCGCAAUCAAGGAAAUUUUUGAAAUUGCAGCAAUACUUGAAACAGCAUCAGGCCUGUUGUUCUGUCAAAGUGCAGAUUAAACAAGUUCUCCGAAAUGUGAGGGAUAUGUAUUACCUAAGGGCAAGAGUGUUAGCGGUCCGCAAUCAAAGUACUGUACUGAGUGUAAAAAAUGGAGGAAAAAAGAGAGACAAAAAAGAGAAGGACACGUAUUCGAGAUAUCAAAAGGCGCAAUAUAAAAUUGCACAUGCGAGACCGCGUGAAAGGAGUGAAUCGCAAAAAUAUUCGACUGAAUAAAAAGAUUGGGCUUUUGCGAAGAAACGUCGAGAAAUUGCGGUUACAAUGCGCAAUUAUAAAGGAGGAAACAUUAAAUAAAGCGAUUUCACAGCUACCAAAAAAACAACAAUUGGCUGUUCGAGCUUGUUUCCAAGCGUCAAAAUUAACUGACAUGAAGUGUAUGCGUUACACAACUGAAUGGAUUUACGAGUGCUAUCUUUUGCAAGUGAAAAGUAAAAAAGUGUAUAAGCAGUUGAGACGCGAUAAAGUACUAAUUUUGCCAUCUCCUGUGACCUUAUCCAGAUAUAUGAAACACCUGAAGAGCACGUACGGCUUUCAAUCAUAUGUUUUCACAGGUUUGAAAGUUAAAACAGAAUCUAUGGACCCGGAAAAUAGAAGGGGUAUCUUUGCUAUUAAUGAGGUUAAACUCUCUGAAGCUGUGACCUUUGAUCGAGUCAAUUUAAAAGUCGAAGGUUUCACAGACAUCGAAGAUUAUACACCGGAACACCAAAAAGGUGUAAGAGGCGAUCACGCUCUCGUCAUCAUGUUCCAGCCAUUCAAAGGAAAUUUCGUGCAAACAGUUGGUUGUUUCCUUAGUAGGGGCAGCGCAAAUGGAUCUGUGCUUCACAAAAUAGUAUUAGAAGGAGUUGCAUUGGCAGAAGAAGCUAGUCUAUUCAUAGAUGCGGUAGUAACUGACGGGGCCACAUGGAACAGGAACAUGUGGAAGAAUUUUCGCAUUUCUGAAAAAUGUGUCAGUGCACCUCAUCCAUGUGACGUAAAACGUCGUUUAUGGUUUCUGUCGGACUAUCCUCAUCUGGCCAAAAGUUUAAGAAACUUUUUUAUAAAAUUCCCUAAGUUUAGAAAAUUUUUUACUCCAGAUGGAGGUAUAUCGUUGAAGCAUUAGUAUGCAUUGCUAGAAAAGCUGAAUUGUUCACCAUAUGAGUUAAAAGUGAAUUAUAAGUUACGAAAAGAACAUAUCGAACCAAAAUAUUACGAAAAAUGAAUGUUGCCCUUGCAUUCCAGUUCUUCAAUGUACACGACGCUUUAGAAAUUUAUAAAAACACGCAUGAAGAUUUGGAAGAUUGUGAAGGGACAAUAGCUUCUUGCAAAACGAUCACAAAGUUAAAUAAAGCUAUGAAUAGCAGAACACCAGCAGAAGCUUUAUCACCAGGAAAUGAAGUUUGGAAUCAUAUUUAACGAAAUGGGAAGCUGAUGCCAAAAAGGAAGGAGC
Messenger RNA from Leptopilina heterotoma, 2170 nucleotides. RefSeq lists its product as uncharacterized. Bases 836 to 1843 code for a protein of 335 amino acids. The transcript is spliced from 9 exons. NCBI's taxonomy places the organism in Eukaryota, Metazoa, Arthropoda, Insecta, Hymenoptera, Figitidae. The record is from RefSeq and is a predicted model, not a curated record.